This is a messenger RNA of Bubalus bubalis (water buffalo), 856 nucleotides long. RefSeq names its product keratin, high-sulfur matrix protein, IIIA3. Lineage: Eukaryota; Metazoa; Chordata; Mammalia; Artiodactyla; Bovidae. The transcript has a single exon. Bases 72 to 470 code for a protein of 132 amino acids. Gene Ontology annotation, cellular component: keratin filament. The record is from RefSeq and is a predicted model, not a curated record.
GGAAGACACUCACACCUGAGAACACUCAACUCCUCUCACCACCUCAACCCCACUCAGCCCCACACACCACCAUGACCGGCUCCUGCUGCGGCCCCACCUUCUCCUCCCUCAGCUGUGGCGGAGGCUGCCUCCAGCCCUGCUGCUACCGCGACCCCUGCUGCUGCCGUCCAGUGUCCUGCCAGACCACCGUGAGCCGCCCCGUGACCUGCGUGCCCCGCUGCACGCGCCCCAUCUGCGAGCCCUGCCGCCGCCCAGUCUGCUGCGACCCCUGCAGCCUGCAGGAGGGCUGCUGCCGCCCCAUCACCUGCUGCCCCACGUCCUGCCAGGCCGUGGUCUGCCGCCCCUGCUGCUGGGCCACCACGUGCUGCCAGCCCAUCUCUGUGCAGUCCCCCUGCUGCCGCCCCACCUGCUGCCGGCCCGCCCCCUGCCGCACCACCUGCCGCACCUGCAGGACCUCCCCGUGCUGCUGAGUAGCGCUGCAGGAAAUCACCCCAGGUAUUCAGAAACUUGUGCCAGCCCUUCCCAGCCCUGAUGGAUCAGAUGAGAGAUACUACUUUUGAAACCUACCUGCCUGCAACAAUUAAUUGAGCAGUAACUCUUGAUGCCUUUUCCCGCAUAAAUAUGUACCUAAAUCUUGCCUUCUUUGAUGGUCUUUAGAAAAAUUCCAGCUUUCAGGAUUUGAAUUCUUGGCUUUAAAAAAUGAAUAAACAAAGAUUAAAAUUGCUCUUGAAUAGAGCCCUAGUCCACUGAUUCAUCAUCACUUCUCUACUGUUUCAAGAUGAGAUAUUUUUCUAGGAUAAUAUUACAUUUAUCCUGGGGCUCUGCAUGGUAAAAUAAUAAAUUUUUGUUUCUCAGA